Molecule: messenger RNA, 2898 nt
Organism: Psammomys obesus (fat sand rat)
Lineage: Eukaryota; Metazoa; Chordata; Mammalia; Rodentia; Muridae
Gene: Atl2
Product: atlastin GTPase 2
Exons: 13
Coding region: 39-1790 (583 amino acids)
Biological process (GO): protein homooligomerization; endoplasmic reticulum organization
Molecular function (GO): GTPase activity; GTP binding
Source: RefSeq, a predicted model, not a curated record
UUGACGUCAGUGGGGAGUUAAUUUUAAAUCGGUACAAGAUGGCGGAGGGGGACGAGGCAGCGCGACGGCAGCAGCCGCCCCAGGGGCUGAGGCGCCGGCGACAGACCAGCGACGCGAGUGUCGGGGUUAACCACGUCUCGUCCACGACCUCCCUAGGUGAGGAUUACGAAGAUGAUGACCUAGUAAACUCAGAUGAGGUUAUGAAGAAACCAUGCCCAGUACAGAUUGUUCUUGCUCAUGAAGAUGACCAUAACUUUGAGCUUGAUGAAGAGGCUUUGGAGCAGAUAUUGCUACAGGAGCACAUACGGGAUCUUAACAUAGUUGUGGUAUCUGUGGCAGGAGCUUUUCGGAAAGGGAAAUCAUUUCUCCUGGACUUCAUGCUUAGAUAUAUGUAUAACAAGGAUUCUCAAAGUUGGAUUGGUGGAAACAAUGAACCAUUGACUGGCUUUACAUGGCGAGGUGGUUGUGAAAGAGAAACAACAGGCAUACAAGUUUGGAAUGAAGUAUUUGUGAUUGACAGACCUGAUGGAACAAAAGUGGCUGUGCUGCUAAUGGAUACCCAGGGUGCCUUUGAUAGCCAGUCAACCAUUAAAGACUGUGCGACAGUGUUUGCUCUGAGCACUAUGACUAGCUCUGUCCAGGUAUAUAAUUUGUCUCAGAAUAUUCAAGAAGAUGAUCUUCAACACUUACAAUUAUUUACAGAGUAUGGAAGACUUGCAAUGGAAGAGAUCUACCAGAAGCCAUUUCAAAUGUUAAUGUUUUUGAUUCGAGAUUGGAGUUAUCCUUAUGAACAUUCGUAUGGUUUGGAAGGUGGAAAACAGUUCCUUGAAAAGAGACUGCAGGUAAAACAAAAUCAGCACGAAGAACUACAGAAUGUCAGGAAGCACAUCCACAAUUGUUUCUCAAAUCUUGGUUGCUUUCUUCUACCACAUCCUGGUCUUAAAGUUGCCACAAACCCUAGUUUUGAUGGACGACUGAAAGAUAUUGAUGACGACUUUAAACGGGAGCUUCGAAAUCUGGUUCCAUUGCUGCUUGCUCCUGAAAAUCUUGUUGAGAAGGAGAUAAGUGGAUCUAAAGUCACUUGUAGAGAUCUUGUAGAAUAUUUUAAGGCAUACAUUAAAAUAUAUCAAGGAGAGGAACUGCCACAUCCAAAAUCCAUGCUUCAGGCAACAGCUGAGGCUAAUAACCUUGCUGCAGUAGCGGGAGCAAGAGACAUCUAUUGUAAAAGUAUGGAGCAGGUAUGUGGUGGUGAUAAGCCUUACAUUGCACCUUCAGAUUUGGAGCGAAAACACUUGGAUCUCAAGGAAGUGGCGCUUAAACAGUUUCGUUCUGUGAAAAAAAUGGGUGGAGAUGAAUUCUGCCGUCGGUAUCAGGACCAGCUUGAAGCUGAAAUUGAAGAAACCUAUGCAAAUUUUAUAAAGCACAAUGAUGGCAAAAAUAUCUUCUAUGCUGCUCGUACCCCUGCCACACUGUUCGCAGUCAUGUUUGCUAUGUAUAUAAUCUCAGGACUGACUGGCUUCAUUGGCCUAAACUCUAUAGCCGUCUUAUGCAACCUUGUCAUGGGGCUAGCACUGACGUCCCUUUGUACGUGGGCAUAUGUUAAGUACUCUGGGGAGUUCAGAGAAAUUGGAACAAUGAUUGAUCAGAUUGCUGAAACACUAUGGGAACAGGUAUUGAAGCCCCUGGGUGAUAAUUUGAUGGAGGAAAACAUAAGGCAGUCUGUAACAAACUCUAUCAAAGCAGGCCUGACUGACCAGGUGUCUCAUCAUGCCCGAUUAAAGACAGACUGACAGUUCAUCUCCUCAUGGACUCCACUCUCCCUUUUUUUUCAUGCUUGCUGUACAAUGAGAACUCAAAUAAAAAUAAACCAAAGUUUACAAUCAACUGUAGAAGUAGUUUAGUAUAACUGGCUUCACAGAUGGCUGCCACAGAGUGUGAACCUUGUUUGUUGGUUUUCAGCCUUCUUUUGAUGUCUCCUUAGACCCGGAGAUUGGCUGAGGAGCAUUAGUUUAUCAUGCACAUUUGUGCCAUGUUUAAUUCUUCUCUUUCUUUUUACUGAAUUUAAUGUUAGUGAAAUUUGUCUUAUGUAAAAGGAUAUUUCAGGGAAAUAUUUUAAGAAAUCUAUUUAGAGUCUCUUUAAUAUAGUGUCCCAUUGAAGUUUUAAUUUUUAGAGAAUUUAUGAAUCACUGUAUCAAGAAUCAGAUCAGAUUGACAAUGAAGCCUUUAUUGAGCCACUACAUUAAAAGUGUAUAUUGCUUUACUGCCUUCAAUGCCAGUAUUACAUAAAUGCAUGUAUCAGAAACUUCACAGAAAUCACAUGACAACUCUUGUAGCUAAGAAGGUAACUCUGAGGUGUACAUUUGUCUUGCCUUUUUAAACUUGUAAACCUGCCCUGAAAGGAGAUGCAUUAUCUGGGAAACUGAACUGUCUUCUUACAGUUUAGCCUUCAUGUACAUAAAAUAUGCCAUUAAUUUUAUUGGGGGAGAAAUUCCAUCCAAAAUGUUGCCUACAGCUAUGAGUUAAGAGUGUCUGUACAGUGUGUAGCUUUUAUUUUCUAAAAAUCACAGGUAGGGCAUGUAUAUGAAUUAUAAAUAUAUAAAUACAAUUUUGUAUUAAAAGUUUUGUAGUUUAUGGCAAAAUCUGGUUCUGUGGUAGGCUAAUAAGUACAGUCCCCGUGAAAGGAAUGUUUGUGGCUCAUGUCAGUGUGUGAAUGCAUAGACAAUUUGAAGUUUUGAUAUAUUUGUGAUAUUUAUCUUCCUUGAGCACUGCAGUCUCACCCCCCAAGAGAAUUCAAUGGGAAUGUUUUAUUGUGACUUGUCCUCUGUUGCAUUUUAAAGUUAUUUCCUGUAAUUUAUUUUCAGUACAUAAUUAAAAAUUUGUUGUAUAUAUAAAAUGAAA